Molecule: messenger RNA, 504 nt
Organism: Aegilops tauschii subsp. strangulata
Lineage: Eukaryota; Viridiplantae; Streptophyta; Magnoliopsida; Poales; Poaceae
Source: RefSeq, a predicted model, not a curated record
AUGGGCUUGCGGGACAAGCGGCGGGCUUCAAAGCAGCCUCUGUCGCUGGUGGAUCUGGAGGAGGAGCGGCGCUGGGAGCGAGAGCUUCAUGACCAGAUCAACCCUAGCAGUUUUCCCCCGCCGCUGCCGGACGUGUCCGGUCCGAGCCGGACACAUCGUUGCCGCCGUCCCCAGCCACUCAGCGCGCGACACCUGUCCCGCCGCCGCUCCCGCGCCGCCGGCCCGCGCGGCCCGACCGCCCGUCGCCCGCUCCCGUGCGCCGCCGCACCUCGCCUCUGCCCGCCUCGCCGCUGCACUCCGCCGCCGCUCGCCGCCGUCCCCGCCGCCUCACCGUCGCCGGCUGCCGCCCUCCCGCAUCGCCGCCGCCCCCCGCGCGCCGCGCCGCCGUGCUUCCCCGCCGUCCUCCGCGCCUCCCGCCGCCGGCCGCCGUCGUCCAGGCCCCCUCUGGCGAGCUCCAGCUAUCCCUCCGGCGCGGAUCCGGCGAGAUCCGCCGCCGCAUCGUAA